AUGGGAAGGGAGCAGGAUGUCUACCUCUUCCCUGAGUUCAGGCAGAGCACCUGGAGAAUGAUGUGGCUUUUUCAGUGCGUGACCUGGCUGCUGGCUAAGGAGCCCAGCGAGCAUCAGCCUCUCACCAGUCCCACCAAUGCAUGUUGCCCAGGCUGGUCUCCAACUUACAGGCUCAAGCCCUCCUCCCGGAAGGAGGGAGGCUUGGGCCCCCUAAACAUCCCCCUGCUUGCUGAUGUGACCAGAUGCUUGUCUGAGGAUUAUGGCGUGCUGAAAACAGAUGAGGACAUUGCCUACAGGGGUCUCUUUGUCAUCGAUUGCAAGGGUGUCCUUCGCCAGAUCACUGUUAAUGAUUUGCCUGUGGGACGCUCCGUGGAUGAGGCUCUUCGAUUGGUUCAGGCCUUCCAGUACACGGACAAGCAUGGGGAAGUUUGUCCUGCUGGCUGGAAGCCUGGCAGUGACACGAUUAAGCCCAACAUGGAUGACAGCAAGGAAUAUUUCUCCAAACACAAUUAGGUUGGCAAAUGGAUAGUGAGCUCAAGCCCCUACCUAAGUGCCUGUGCUGGGUGCCCACCUGUGCCCCCACCUGGGUGCCCUGUGCUGACCCAGGAAAGGCCAGACCUGCCCCUCCAGACUCCACAGUCUGGAACCCUGGAGGGCUAGGCCCAGGCCUUCUCAUGCCUCCACCUGGGAGCUGAAUAGUGACGCCCUCCCCUGAGCCCACCCAGCCGCACACAGGCCUAGAGGUGACCAAUAAAGUAUUAGGGA
Callithrix jacchus (white-tufted-ear marmoset) is the source of this 765-nucleotide messenger RNA. NCBI's taxonomy places the organism in Eukaryota, Metazoa, Chordata, Mammalia, Primates, Cebidae. The record is from RefSeq and is a predicted model, not a curated record.